This is a messenger RNA of Sinocyclocheilus rhinocerous, 1021 nucleotides long. RefSeq names its product TBC1 domain family member 22A-like. The annotation marks the transcript as partial. The record is from RefSeq and is a predicted model, not a curated record. The transcript has 5 exons. NCBI's taxonomy places the organism in Eukaryota, Metazoa, Chordata, Actinopteri, Cypriniformes, Cyprinidae.
CGCUAAUGUGCGGUGGGCGGCACCAACAUGGCGGCUCUCUGAGUUUGCGAAGAGAAAUUGAGGUGUAAAUAAACUCUUCGUGCACAUUUUGCACAACUUAUCAGCUUAUUUCGCCACUUUCAUUUAUGAGCGAGUACUCUGAAGCCAAAAGAUGUCAGGUGACGGCAGCAAAAAACAGUUCUGGAAGAGAAACACAUCCAAGGUUCCUGGGAAUAUCCAGCAUGUUUAUGGAGCCCAACAUCCCCCAUUUGACCCCUUGCUACAUGCCAAUCUGAUGAAAGCAGGAAACAAGCCUCCGUCUACAACUACGCCAGGAAAACCAAAGAAAGCCACCACCUUCCAAGAGUUUGAGAGCAUCACCAGUGAUGCUUGGGAUGUGGGAGAUGAUGAUGAUGAACUUCUCGCUAUGGCAGCCCAAAAUCUCAACAUUGAGGUCGUCAUGGAGACAGCCAAUAAGGUGAUAGAAAACCACAGCAAGCUGCAGGAAAGAAGACAGCAGCAGAUGGAUAAGAUGACUGAGCCUGACGAAAAAGAUGGACAGGAAGCACACGAGGAAGAGGAGGAAGAGCCAGAUGAAGAGGAUGAGAGAGAGGAAGGGGCAGAGACGACAACAGAUCUGUCGUUCAGUUCAGAGGCUCUUCCACUCAGUGACAAUAGACUGGUGAAGUCACACAGUGAAGCUCCUGUCGGCUCGCCUAAAGAAGUGGGUGUUGAACAGGCAGUACUACACAGACAGCAUUCACUCCCACACAGGCCUGUGAUUCCACUGGUGGCCCGCAUGGCGGAUCAGAACACAUCCGGAACUCCUGCCAUGACCGAGAGAGAGGCGUCAAGACUCGACAAGUUCAGGCAGGUUCUGGCGGGACCUAAUACUGAUCUGGAGGAGCUUCGGAAGUUGAGCUGGUCUGGAAUUCCGCGGCAGGUGCGCCCAAUCACAUGGAAGCUACUCUCAGUAAGUGGAACAGUCUCAGCGCACAGUGAAGUCCUGCUCAAAUGGUCAAGCUCAUUAGAGAACUACAGC